AUGGCGUCAACAACAGAGACGAGGCGGAACGAGAACAGUAGUGAGUGUACAGCAAAGGAAGAGUUCAAAGGUGGCACCAUUCUCAACACUAAAAGCCUUGAAGAUUUACCAAGUGAGCCGAGUUGUGUAUUUACAACCCAAGCCAGUGCAUCGAAACAACUGUGCAGCGAAUUUGUUAAUAAAACUAGUGUUGUGCCAGUUUCUGCCAAUCAGACUUUAGAAAGCAAACAAGCUGGUGAUAUUACACCCCUUCCAGCCAAUCACAUGUCAAAGAUUAUGCUGUCUGGUGAUAUUGUCUCUUCUACAGCCAAUCAGAUUACAGGUACUACAUUGUUUGGAGAUGUUGACCAGUCUGCAGCCAAUCAGAUAGUGAAGGACUGUGCAUCUAUUGAACACAUACCCUCUGAUGACAAUGCCAGUCUUCAACAGAAUUUACAAAAUUUACAGCCUAUACAGGCCAGUGAUGUUAUCCUGAAGGGAGAUAUUGCCUUAACGUCAGCCAAUCAGAUAACAGAAACAAUCCAAACUGGGUAUACACUCAAGUCAUCAACCAAUCAGAGUCAAAUUAUGCAUGAUACUGUUAUGUCUGCAACACGGCGUGAUGACAACAGCGGUGCUUCAGAAUUCCAAAAUUUACAACCAACUGCUUUGUGCAAUCAAAACUCAAAUAUUUACAGACAAUCGACUAAUCAAAUUCCAGAUAGUGAUGUAAUUCACUCCUCAGCCAAUCAUGUCUUUCAAACCGAAAUGUUAAUUGAUGGUGCAGCCAAUCAUGUUUUGGAUAAGGUAAAAUCAUAUGAUGAACCUUCGUCAUCCAGUCAACCGCACAGAAUUCAAAAUAUACCAGCAGAAUUGGAAAAUCAGUUGCCACUUCAACACCAACCUCUAUGUGCGACAGGAUGUGACUCCCAAACUGGUGAAGAACAAUCAUUCACACAAUGUCCCACUAAUUAUGUGCAGCAGCCGUUGCCACAAACUAAUUUCACAUCUACAGUUUACAAAUCACCAAUCACAAUAAACCAGCAGCACAUGCCAGUACAGAACAUGAGCGUAUCUAAUGGAACUGUGACAUCACUUACAAAAACGCAAUGUGUUGCAGUACCAUCUCAUUCUGCACCAGUGACAGCAUCUGGUUUCACGCCAGCAAUAUCUUCAGCUCACUCCCCACAGUUACCUUCACUGCCACAAUCUUUCACUGCAGACAUUGCGCUACAAAGCCAACCAGUGCCAGUAACUGAUUCUCAGUCUUUGAAUAGGAACACAAUGUCUAAUUCCUCUGUGGCCACCUCAAGUAUCAGAUCUGAGUAUGCUGGUUAUCCUCCACAACAAAGUUUACCAAUUUACAUGAAUCAACCAGGUGCAACAUCAAUGAUGAAUUAUAAUACUUCACCAAGCAAUUGUCUCCCACAACCAACUUCUAACCAACUCAACACCACUCCAGCUACCAAUGAUGUAUCAUAUAAUACUGCACAGCAAAUGCAAGCUCAGUCAUUGGAUUUUCAAUCCCUAGCCAUGCAAGCAUACAUGUAUCAGUAUUGGGUUAAUCAAGGUGCUAUUCCACCAUUGGCCAAUCAAAUGCAGUACCCACUUGGUGAAUUGACCAAUCAAAAUUCUCAAGUUCCAGUGUCUUUCAGUCAGUCAUCUACUAUUGGGAAACAGACUGAUAUGACAUCAUUAACAGGAACCAUUCAGAACCAGUUACCAUCCAUGCAUCAAAUGUAUGUAGCUUCACCAGAUGAUCUACAAGUUCAGCCAGGUGCACAGAGCUCAGCCAAUCAGAUCAAAUAUCAACAAAAUCUACUGUCAUCAUCCAAUGAUGCCCCAUCAAAUGAAAUGAAGCAAGGAAACAUGCCACCAAUGUCCAAUCAGAUGUUGCAGCCACAGAAAAUUCCAGGACAACAAUCAAGCUCCCAGGUGAUAGGAGCCAAGAACAGCUAUCCACUCAGUGAGCCCACUCUACAAAGUUCUCGUACUGGUGAUAGCAAAACAACCCCAAUUUCCAGUAUCUCAAAUUCACAAGGUUGUAACAAUCCAAAUCAAGCAGGAGAGUCAGUUGCAGGACAUCUGAGAGUGAGAAAUGCUAGUGAAUGCAUAAAAUCCUCACAGAAUCCUCCUCUGUCUCGGUCAGAAGCAUGGUCUAAUAAGCAACCACUUGAUGUGCAUAAUCAAAUGACAUGUAAUCAGGCAUAUCCAGUUCAGCAGAACCAUGUGAGCUCAUCUGGCUACAUUGGCACUCAGAAUGCAUACAGUAUGUCCUAUCAGCAGCAACAAACUGGUGGGCCACAUUCUAUCGGGCAGAAUGUACAGUUUAGAAGUGUGGCACCUCAAGAAAAGUUACAAGAUUUUCAAAACUCUCGCUCAUACCCAUGGUGUAAGGAUAACCUGUCAAGUGGAUUGAUUCAACAUCCUGGAAGCAUGGGAUGUGGUCCUGAUACUGGUCUGUUAACAGACUACACCUCUUUGCCAAAUAUACCACAGAGUGAUCAGUCUGCCAAUACAAAUACAGGAUGCAUAUUUUAUGAGUUGAAAAGUAAUCGGCCACAUGCACUGUAUCAAGUUUCUACUUGUGCUAGCAGUGAACAGCAGUUUGAAAACCGGCAUGUGUAUUCUCGUAUUCGUCAACCUACCCUGAGCCAGUCUUUGAAAGAUAUUAUGAACUAUGCAGACAAUCAACAAACUGAAAUAAAAAUGAACCGCUCAUCUAAGCCACCUUUGUCAACUAGAUAUCAGCCAGGUGUACGGACAACUUCAGCCAAUCAGAAAUCCAUGUUGCCAAUUAUUAAGCAGGACAGUAGCCAAUCUGCACGUCCAUUCAAGGUCUCUAUGGGCACUGAUCGAAGUUGCAUUAAUCAACAACCUCCACUAAAUGGGACAUCACCAAUUAAUGUUGCUCUACGUGCACAAACACAGAGUACAGAUGUUCCCACCUCAUCAUCUGUUUAUACUCCUAAUCUAAUGAAAAACCAAGAAUUCAACAAUGGUCCUGCAGCCAAUCGUGCUUCAGGUCCAUAUCAUGUGACAGGAGUUACUCCUGAAUAUUCAACCAAUCAUGUGCCAGUAACGAGUCAGGCGCCAAGGGUCAAUCCUCCAUUUUCACCAAAGUCAAGUAAUAAUGUUGCAGUAAGUAAAAUAUCAACUCAAGCACCUGGAUCCAGACCACUUUUACAGCAUUCCACACUGCCAACCAGACCAGUCUCUAAUGCAGUGCCAAUUGUUAACAGUGGUACUCUCCAACACAGCAGUCAGAUUCAGCCUGGUGGAAGUCUUCCAGUUUUAUCUGAUGUUGGUGCUAGUGGUAGUGCAAAAUGCCAACAAACCACACAUUUACCGUUCAGUAUGAGCAGCAACUUUCUCCCAACCUGCCCAGUAUCACUUGAUCCUUCCAAAAAACUUUCAACAACCAAUCCAAAACUGAGUAAUGCCUUUCCACUCUCCAGUGGGACUAGUCCAGUGUCUGCUGAAUUAAGCACCAACUAUCCGUUAACAAGUCAGCUAAAAUUGCAACCAAAUGUACCAGUGCCUCCAUUACCAGCAGGGGAUGAUGAACUUCUGUUCAGUCUGCUGGAAGAUCCUGAAUAUAUGUCUUUGCUGGUAGAAUUCAUUAGUAUCACAGCAAAACAACCACUUGACAAUAUGAAAACAACUUCUCCUAAAUCCUUAUCGAAACCAGUGAUGAAUGAUUCAACUAGAGAAGCAAAACCCUCAGCAUUGAAGAGUAUACCAGCACGUUCUCAGAAGAAGACAACUGCAGUUGUCACAGGAAGAUCAAGAGAACCUGUUGGCAGACCAUUGAGUACCCGCACAACAGCAGUUUCACACCCCAUCACAUUAGCUACAGCUACUACAAUACCCUCCAUUGCAGGUGCUGUUGAAUCUGUGUCCAACGCAGAACAAACUGUAUCUUCUGCGGCAUUGACCACUACAACAGCUUCUGAAUUCUCAACAAGUUUGUCUCCAGUAAUACAUGGAGCUUCAGUAGAAACAGUUGCAAAUACUCCUGAGCCUGUUAUGGCUAUAUCUACCCAAGAUGCACCAGACGCUAUUACUGAAAGACCAAUUCAAGGUGCUGAAGUAGCAGUGAGACCAACUGGGUUGGACAUUAGACCAACUGAGGUAGAAACAAGACAAAAUGGGGUGGCAAUGAAGCCAACUGAGGCAACAAUGAGACCAACUGGGGUAGCAGCGAGGCCAGCAAGACAGAAGAGUGAUGAAGUGCAACCCAUGUCAGCUCCAGUACCUACAUCCCUAUCCAUGCCACCUUUACUGCCAUUUGUUUCUCUUGCUGCAUCAGAGGAGAGUGAUAGAGUGUCAGAAGAGCUGACUACGGAUUCUUCACCUGUAUCUGACAAGGCUGAUGAUGCAUUAUCCAUGCAAGAACAAACAGAUAAUGCUCAAACUUUAAAUGUGAAUGAAUCAACUGAGAACCAUGCACCUUCAGAGGAAAGUGAAAGAAUGUCUCAGGAGCUGACUCUGACAUCUGCAUCUGUAUCUGUAGCUGUAGCUGAGGAUGCAAUUUCCCUGCAAGAACAUUCAGAUGCUGUUCCUACUUUCAAUGUGAAAGAAUCAUCUGAGGACCAUCCACCUUCAGAGGAAUGUAAAAGAAUGUCUAAGGAGCUGACUCCGACAUCUGCAUCUGUAUCUGUAGCUGAGGAUACAAUUUCCCUGCAAGAACAUUCAGAUGCUGCUCUGACUUUCAAUGUGAAUGAAUUAACUGAGGACCAUCCACCUUCAGAUGAAAGUGAAAAAUUGUCUAAGAAGCUGACUCCACCACCGGCAUCUCUUACUGAUGACACUGAGGAUGUGUUAUCCAUGCAAGAACAAUCAGAUGAUUUUAUAGUCCACUGUAGCUUGGCUACUGGAAAAGAGAAUGUUAACACCUGUCAAACAGUCAUCGAUGUAGAUAAGAGUAAUGAGUAUCAGGCAACUUUGCCAAACCUUGCAGUAGAUGUUGUAUUUGAAGCUGAUGGCCAUCCUGAUUCUUCAGAAGCUGAAUAUGGACCAGUCACUACAUCUUCAAAUGUUGCGAUAUAUAGUGCUUCAUAUGAAUCAAAUUAUGCAAGUCAUGCGACAGAACAAUCUGUAAGUGAAGCUGACAUGAAUGUUGAAACAUCACCCCCUGUUGAUACUAUGACAACUGAAGAACUAAUAAUGCCUGAGUAUAUUGCAGGUUCCGAGGGACCUUGA
This is a messenger RNA of Saccoglossus kowalevskii, 5184 nucleotides long. RefSeq names its product mucin-17-like. The record is from RefSeq and is a predicted model, not a curated record. Lineage: Eukaryota; Metazoa; Hemichordata; Enteropneusta; Harrimaniidae.